AUGGGCAAGAGAGCAAGGAAACGUUCGGCCCAUGCAGCCCUUGGGCCGCCGCAGCCACCGCCCCCAAACACGACAUCGGCACCUACUGCCGCCGUCGCCGCCGACGAGAAUGAUGUUGCCCAGCCUCGUGCAGCCAAGCGGCGCCGUCAUCGUCAGGCCGAACGUCGCCUCGGUCCCGCACCAGGUUCGGCGUAUCUCCAGCCGGCCCCCGUGGUGGGCCCACCUGUCCUCCCUGCCGAGCUGCGGGUGUCGCUCUCGCCUGUUGCGGUCGUGAAGAACGCCUCUCGGUCCAGCCCUCCGCCCUCCCCAAGUCAUCGUCGUACCAUCAGCCCCCCGCGGAACAAGAUGCCCUCGUCCCAGGCGGCCACAAUGGAACUGAACGAAUCACAAGUACUAGCUCACCAUCAAACUGCCAGUCAAGAGUUCGAAGACGAGCCUGAGCCCGAGCCGGUAGCCGGUCCGUCUAGGACUCGCAGCGCCAGCGCAAGCGUGCAGAUCGUGGGAUCGCGCGCGGCCUCUGCUUCCCCGACCAACUCUACGAUGCCACCGUCGGGUUCUGCGACCAAGGGCAAGGAGCGUGCUGCUGAGGAAGCCGAAGGCGACGACGAUGAGGUCAUUGUUAAGCCCGAGCCGCAUUCCUCACCCAUGGCAGCUCCAGUAAGGCGCCCUACCGGCUGGCUCGCAAGGAUGGCCCUCCAAGCCGCCCAGGUUACCCCGGCGCUGUCUAUUCUGCAAGACAUGCAAAUAGGCCCCGUCCUGCCCUCGGAUGACCUGUUGAUCUCUCUCCACGCGCACGCGGCCCGUUUCUUUGCCUCACACGACCUCCUGAGUGUGCCACCACCACUCAGGAUUCGCCCACAGUUCAAAACCAAGAAGAGACUGGAGCUAGAGGCGGAGGGUGCCUUUGUCAAGCGACGACACAAGAGACGACGUUACCGGCGUAUCGACAUGCACACGUCAAUGGAGGGUAACGCACUCCUUGCUCUUGGUGUCCUUGUCGAAGAACAGAUUGCACACGAGCUUCGUGCCGCUGGCUACGUCUCUCAGGAAACCCUUACUCCCGCGGCGCGGUCGCACGCGUCUUCGGCUGCUUCGUCCGCAAGUGACGGCGAUGACAGUUCCGCCAACGAUGAGGACUAG
Apiotrichum porosum is the source of this 1140-nucleotide messenger RNA. RefSeq lists its product as uncharacterized. The record is from RefSeq and is a predicted model, not a curated record. The transcript has 4 exons. Lineage: Eukaryota; Fungi; Basidiomycota; Tremellomycetes; Trichosporonales; Trichosporonaceae. Bases 1 to 1140 code for a protein of 379 amino acids.